UCAAAGGCAGCCUAAAGGGAAACCAGUGUGAACCGAAUUUAACUGUAACAUUAUACGUUUGUCGUUUCAAUUCAUACUUCUAACGUAUACAUUCUUCAACCGUAUAGCGCCACACUUUGGUUAAAAAGCGUUACAUUUUGGCGUACUCGGCUUGCGGAAGUGACGCGUGUAGGAGCUUCUGUCUGUUUGUUUUUCUCCGAGGUUUCUGUCUCUACCUUAUUGACCAACGUUAUCGCAACAAAUCAGAUUUUAUUAUCGCAUCUCAUCCCAAAGGUACUCGACCCAAUUAAUUUUUUAAAACAGCGAUUUCGUGUGCUAUGGCACGCUCUCUUAGCUGUCUUGCUAAGCGUAGCCAGCUGGUGCACACAGCCUGGCAGUGUUUAUUUUUAGCAACAGUCGCGACUAACGAUUGUUAGCCGCUCCGGCUAGCCAUUAGUGUGUUAGCUCGCUCUCAUCAUCUUCAGGAUUCUGACAGAUGGAUCAACAGUCUCAGUCCUAUAUGUUUGCCAGUCUCACACGACCCCACUCAGAGCAGCUGCUGCAAGGCCUACAGUUGUUGCGGCAAGACCAUGAGCUGUGUGAUAUUGUACUGCGAGUGGGAGAUGUCAAGAUCCAUGCCCACAAAGUGGUCCUGGCCAGCAUCAGUCCAUACUUCAAGGCUAUGUUCACUGGCAAUCUUUCUGAGAAGGAGACUUCAGAGGUUGAGUUCCAGUGCAUUGAUGAAGCUGCAUUACAGGCCAUUGUGGAAUAUGCCUACACAGGAACAGUUUUUAUUUCACAGGAAACAGUGGAAUCUCUUCUUCCAGCUGCCAACCUCCUCCAGGUCAAACUGGUGUUGAAAGAGUGCUGCAGUUUCUUGGAGAGUCAGUUGGAUGCUGGGAAUUGUAUUGGUAUUUCUCGUUUUGCAGAAAUGUAUGGCUGCCACGAUCUCUGUCUGGCAGCCACUAAAUUCAUCUGUCAAAACUUUGAGGAGGUCUGUCAAACAGAGGAGUUUUUUGAGCUGACCAGGGAAGAGCUGGACGAGAUAGUUUCCAAUGACUGCUUAAAAGUGGUCACAGAAGAGACAGUCUUCUAUGCCCUGGAGUCAUGGAUUAAAUAUGAUCUGACAGAGAGGCAGCAGUACCUGGCUCAGCUCCUCCAUUGUGUGCGGUUGCCGUUGCUUAGUGUUAAAUUUCUCACCCGCCUCUAUGAGGCUAAGCACCUUGUCCGUGAUGAUCAUGCCUGCAAGCACCUUCUUAAUGAGGCUCUCAAAUACCACUUCAUGCCUGAGCACCGGCUUUCGUACCAGACAGUGCUGUCUACAAGACCUCGCUGUGCCCCCAAGGUCCUUCUUGCGGUGGGAGGCAAAGCUGGGCUCUUCGCCACUUUGGAAAGUAUGGAGAUGUACUUCCCUCAGACAGACUCCUGGAUUGGGCUGGCCCCACUCAACGUGCCCCGCUGUGAGUUUGGAAUUGCCGUGCUGGACCAGAAGGUGUAUGUCGUGGGCGGCAUUGCCACACACAUGCGACAGGGCAUCAGCUACAGACGCCAUGAGAGCACAGUGGAGAAAUGGGACCCAGACAGCAACACCUGGUCCUCUGUGGAACGGAUGGCAGAGUGUAGGAGCACGCUGGGAGUUGUGGUGUUGGCAGGGGAACUAUAUGCACUUGGGGGAUAUGAUGGCCAAUAUUAUCUUCAGUCAGUGGAGAAAUAUGUAAACAAGGUCAAAGAGUGGCAGCCGGUAGCAGCCAUGACUAAAUCACGCAGUUGUUUUGCCACUGCAGUACUAGAUGGUAUGAUUUAUGCCAUUGGGGGCUAUGGACCUGCUCACAUGAACAGUGUGGAGCGCUACGACCCCAGCAAAGAUGCCUGGGAAAUGGUAUCACCCAUGGCCAAUAAAAGGAUAAAUUUUGGAGUGGGAGUCAUGUUAGGGUUCAUAUUUGUGGUUGGAGGACACAAUGGUGUAUCACAUCUGUCCAGCAUCGAAAGAUAUGACCCCCACCAGAACCAGUGGACAGCAUGUCGACCCAUGAAUGAACCUCGCACAGGGGUUGGCUCUGCUGUUGUGGACAACUACCUCUAUGUGGUCGGUGGUCAUUCUGGGUCAUCAUACCUGAACACAGUGCAGCGCUAUGAUCCUAUCUCGGACAGCUGGCUAGACUCCAGUGGCAUGAUGUACUGCCGCUGUAACUUUGGCCUGACUGCCCUUUGACCCUAGGCACCUCUGUAAUCUGUGUAGGAUACUGUGUAAGAGAAGAGAGACAAAAAUUGUUCGCAUUUCUUUUGUCUACUCCCAAUUCUUCUUUGGAACUAUGUUCCUCAGGAGGUGCCAUUAUAGAUUUUAGGGUUCACAGUAGUAGCAGGAGUAAGACUGGAAAAGAGCUUGGAUAAUGAGUCACAGCUUCACAGCUGUAGGGAUUCUGCAAAGCACUAGACAGAGGAUGACAGGAAAAGUCUAUCCAUUUUUGGUUGUGUAGUUGGAAAUGACAGUUACUAUCUUUUUUUUUUUGUAACCUUAGACAAAAAGGUUACAAGCAGAUUUUUUCUGUUUCUUUUAUUUUCGGGUCAAUGUCUGUCUAUAUGUAUGCAUGUCACAGAAAGUGUGUGUGUGUGUGUGUGUGUGUGUGUGUGUGUGUGUGUGUGUGUGUGUGUGUGUGUGUGUGUGUGUGUUUGUUUGUGCGCGUGCAUGCGCGUGUGCACAUGCGCUCAGGCACGUUGAUGAACUCUUUGGAAGGGUUUGAAAUGUCUCUAUCUAAAGUGCUUCAAAAAAGUGAAAAAAUUAUUCUCACUUAAAAGGGCUGCCUUUCUUUCUCUUACACUUAGUUUGACUUAACAAUGUAGAAUAUAUCCUCUAGUGCAUUGCCUGUAAAUGUUAUCUGCACUGAGUUACUGAGUAAGGGAUGCGAGUAGACGUGCAUUGACUGAAUACACCAGUCAAGCAUAACAUUAUAACCAUCUCUUUGUUUCUAUGCUCAUUGUCCAUUUUAUCAGCUCCACUUACUGUAUAGGUGCACUGUGUAGUAAGAACAGGGUAAAAGGGGGCUAACAAAGUAUGCAGUCUGUAAUUGUAGAACUGCAAAGUGCACCUAUUUAGUAAGUGGAGCUGAUAAAAUGGACCAUGAGUGUAGAAACAAGGAGGUGGUCAUAAAUUUGCCUGAUAGGUGUAUAUUCGUGUUCCACUUUGGUCUCUAAAGAAAUCUUCCAAGUUCUGCACAGCUCUUCUCUUCCUUGGUAGCUGUAGAACAGUCUUUUAUUUUGGUUUUUUUUUUCUUUUAAACCAGUACAAACAUCCUAUCAAUUUUUCCAAUUUUUGUUCCCAGCCUUUCAAUUUUCAGCACUGAAUGUGACCAUGGCUUUUUUUCUUUCUUAGCCAUUGGAAAGGUGUGGGAGGUUUAGAAAAAUGCCAUUGGUGCUAGUUAACAAUUCGGGUUUUUGUAAGUGUUGUCUUGCAGUG
Molecule: messenger RNA, 3433 nt
Organism: Pygocentrus nattereri (red-bellied piranha)
Lineage: Eukaryota; Metazoa; Chordata; Actinopteri; Characiformes; Serrasalmidae
Product: kelch-like protein 28
Exons: 6
Coding region: 476-2191 (571 amino acids)
Molecular function (GO): protein binding
Source: RefSeq, a predicted model, not a curated record